AUGGCAGAAAUGAUCGCUUCAGUCAUGGACAAGACUACCAAAGCAGGAUUGGUCGCAAUAGCGCAACAUUGCGAAGCCCAACCUUUGGACUUCCCACAGCAAACACUUGAUCUUUUUGUCGCACUAAUUCCCACCUACAAGGACGCAAGAGACGUUCACCAUGUACAAGACGCCUUGAGUUGUGCGGCCGUCUCUGUCCGCACGCUCAAUGAUCUGGAAGAUGAAGCUUGGACAAUCCCCUUGUUCUCGUCUCUACUAACCGUUAUGGAAGUAUUCAUCGGGUACGGCAAGCACGAAUUCGUCGAUGUUGUGCUCCUUGCCGUGGAGGAGCGAGCAGAGUAUACACUCUACAACAGCCCUGGCAGCAUGAUUGAUCUUUUUCUCCGUAUGGGUAUGCUUUACCAACGAGAGGAUACGUGGGAAAAAGCAGAUCAUUAUUUUCAGUACGCGCAAGCAGCAAGUGCAAACGCUUCUGGGCGUAUGCAUACAUGGACAAAGACUAUCGAGGACGCUCGGCGGCAGCAGCAUUACGAAGCAAAACUGUUAUCAGUACGGCGGGUAUGA
Molecule: messenger RNA, 564 nt
Organism: Alternaria burnsii
Lineage: Eukaryota; Fungi; Ascomycota; Dothideomycetes; Pleosporales; Pleosporaceae
Exons: 1
Coding region: 1-564 (187 amino acids)
Source: RefSeq, a predicted model, not a curated record